AUGGCCACUACCUCACCAGAAGAAAACUCCAAGUCCUCAGCCCAGAGCUUCCGUCGCUUCACCCGACAACUCCAGGAUGAAUAUGACCUGGUAGCCAUUGAUCCAGAGGUUGAUCCUCGCCUGGAGCUUGCAGCCAUAGGUCGCCAAGAAACGGCCUCUUUGGCAUCUUGGGGCGCACCGGUUGGAGCGAGCAAGAUUCCCGGCAAGAGAUUCAUUCGGAUUGCCAAGUACCACAGUCAUGUCUUCCUCGUAGAGUCCAAGCAAUGCCCCAUCCUCAAGGUCAACGCCAUCACGUACCGAAACGACCCAAUUCUUCCCAUCUGCAGAACGGGCAGAGCAUCCAAGGAGAAUGAGACUUUGGUCCUACAGGUCGACAGAAACGAACUCCGAGCUAUGAAGUUAACCAUGGAAGAGUUUUGCAACAAGGUCGGCUAUGCCGUCUUUGAAUCCAAGCCUGGCUUCUAUAUCCCGACGUUGUACCUAGUUGGAGACGACAUUAAUCCUACCAACUUUAAGGAUGUGGUUUGGGCUGCUGCCACGCGCUGUCAACCGCGCGCAAACGAAUUUUUCUUUGACGAGUACCCCAACAUACCUCUGAUUCCAUAUGUUGGCUAUGGAGUCAAGUUUGGCCGGAAUGCGUGCAAGGUGAUGCGAUGCUGUCCGUUCCCGAGCGAGUCUGGACACGAUGAGUUGGUGUGGAGGGAAGCUUCUUUCAGGAACAGCUACCCAGAGGAGAUCCAAGAAAAGAUCAAGAGUCAAUGGGAGACGUAUGGUUUCAGUAGUGCAUGGAGUCUGGAUCUUAGAUGA
Molecule: messenger RNA, 807 nt
Organism: Fusarium keratoplasticum
Lineage: Eukaryota; Fungi; Ascomycota; Sordariomycetes; Hypocreales; Nectriaceae
Product: Ferulic acid decarboxylase 1
Exons: 3
Coding region: 1-807 (268 amino acids)
Biological process (GO): cinnamic acid catabolic process; ferulate metabolic process
Cellular component (GO): cytoplasm
Molecular function (GO): carboxy-lyase activity
Source: RefSeq, a predicted model, not a curated record